Molecule: messenger RNA, 1470 nt
Organism: Plenodomus lingam JN3
Lineage: Eukaryota; Fungi; Ascomycota; Dothideomycetes; Pleosporales; Leptosphaeriaceae
Source: RefSeq, a predicted model, not a curated record
AUGGCGGCCCCAGCAAGCAGUGUGCCCUCCAGCACCGUAGCCAAAUCGGGCGCAUCAUCCUCAGCACCUUCUUCCGCGGCCUCGUCACUGCACUCGCAGCCCGACGCCACUACCCCUCUUCCCCAGCCGGUACAGCACCACGGCGCCAGCAGUGUCCAAGCCGCGGCCGAAGCCCUGCUCAAGCCCAAGAAACCCACAAUGACGUCGCGCCUGAGUUCCAUGCUGGGGCGCAAAGAGCCCACAGCCGCAACGCUCGCCGAGAGAAAUGGAGAAGUCAAGGCCGUGAAUGGCGCCACAGCAAACGGUCGUCCGCCGCCCCAGCGCCAGGGCUCAGUGACGAGAAAGGACAAUCUGGUCGCACCCUACAAGCGCUUUUGGGUCAACGAGGACGGCACACACGAACACCAUCUCAAGGUAGCCAAGCGGCAAGAGAAGCUUUCCGACAUGUUCCAGUCUCUGAUGCUGGGCAAAAAGAAGGGCGAGAAUGUCGAGGACCAGCCGCUGAGCCUCAUGUCAAACUGGGUCGAUGUCAUGCGCAACGAGAAGGAAAAGCUUGCGGAGCAAAAGAGCGCAGUCAACAGCCUUCCACAGACGUUAGUCCAAAAAUAUGGCAAGUGCCAGGAAGUCGUAGGACGCGGAGCCUUUGGGAUCGUGCGUGUGGCCCACAAGCAGGAUCCCAAAGACUCGAGACGAGAGCAGCUCUACGCCGUCAAGGAAUUCAAGCAACGGCCUGGCGAGUCUGCGAAGCGCUACCAAAAGCGCCUCACAUCCGAGUUCUGCAUCUCGUCGUCGAUGCAGCACCCUAAUGUAAUUACUACCCUUGACCUGCUCCAGGACGAGAAGGGUACCUACUGCGAAGUCAUGGAGUACUGUUCAGGCGGUGAUCUGUACACGCUUGUCCUUGCAGCUGGUCAGCUCGAGGUUUCCGAGGCCGAUUGUUUUUUUAAGCAGCUCAUGCGCGGUGUUGAAUACAUGCACGAAAUGGGCGUGGCGCAUCGCGAUCUGAAGCCAGAGAACCUUCUCCUGACCACACACGGUUCAAUCAAGAUCACAGAUUUUGGGAACGGCGAGUGUUUCCGUAUGGCCUGGGAAAAGGAAGCCCAUAUGACUGCCGGCCUUUGCGGCUCUGCUCCCUAUAUUGCCCCCGAAGAGUAUGUUGACAAAGAAUUUGACCCUCGCGCUGUUGAUGUCUGGGCCUGUGGUAUCAUUUACAUGGCGAUGAGGACUGGGCGUCACCUUUGGCGUGUCGCUCAAAAGGGCGAAGACGAAUUCUUCGAUCGUUACCUAGAGGAUCGUAAAGAAGAGGAAGGCUAUCGACCCAUUGAAGUUCUUAGACGACGUCAGUGUCGUAAUGUGAUUUACUCUAUUCUCGACCCCAAUCCGACACGCCGCCUCACAGCUCACCAAGUCCUCGUUUCAGAAUGGGUUUCGGAAGCCAAAGUCUGCCAUGCUGGCAACGAGGGCUUCUGA